GCCCUUAAAAAUAGCAAACGCAGGACGCUCCAGAGGACUUGCUUGUCUCAUUUGGUUAGUACAGAAUGCCUUCCGGCGAAAAAUGGCUUGAAAAAACAAGGACGGUUCUCUAGCAGGCCACAGUUUCUGUUUAAAUUCUGAAGAUUUCGAUAUUCCCAAAGUUCAAAUUUUGGUGUUUAUCUUAGUUUUCCUUUCAUUUUGGGCUUCAAUAUCCUCCCUGCUCUUGCGCUACUGUUUCACAGGAAUGGGAACUCAGGCCCCUGCAGACAGGCCGUUGAAGGUCACCAACAAUAUCGACGAGAAGCUAGCCAAGCAGAAGGAAAUCGAUGACUGGCUUCCCAUCACUUCGUCGAGGAAUGCAAAAUGGUGGUAUUCUGCUUUCCACAACGUCACUGCGAUGGUUGGAGCCGGAGUCCUCAGUCUUCCCUAUGCCAUGGCAGCCCUUGGAUGGGGACCUGGUGUGGCAAUACUGAUACUGUCAUGGAUCAUUACCUUGUACACACUGUGGCAAAUGGUUGAGAUGCAUGAGAUGGUGCCGGGAAGGCGGUUCGACAGGUACCAUGAACUGGGGCAGUAUGCAUUUGGGGAGAAGCUGGGCUUAUACAUAGUGGUGCCACAGCAGCUGAUUGUGGAGGUUGGUGUCAACAUAGUGUACAUGGUGACCGGGGGGAAAUCACUCCACAAGUUCCAUGAGUUGGUUUGCAAUAAACCUUGCAAAGACAUCAAGCUUACCUACUUCAUCAUGAUCUUUGCCUCUGUCCACUUUGUGCUCUCUCAUCUUCCCAAUUUCAACUCCAUCUCUGGCGUUUCUUUAGCUGCUGCAGUCAUGUCCUUGAGUUACUCGACAAUCGCAUGGACAGCUUCGGUGCACAAGGGAGUGCAGCCAGACGUGGAGUAUGGGUACAAAGCGAAGAGCACAGCAGGGACAGUGUUCAACUUCUUCACAGCCCUGGGAGAUGUGGCCUUCGCCUACGCCGGCCACAAUGUGGUACUGGAGAUCCAGGCCACCAUCCCUUCCACGCCGGAGAAGCCUUCCAAGGGCCCCAUGUGGAGAGGCGUGCUCAUCGCGUACUUCGUCGUCGCCCUCUGCUACUUCCCCGUUGCUCUCGUUGGCUAUCGCAUGUUCGGAAACACGGUUGAAGACAACAUUCUCAUCUCGCUCGAGAAACCUGUCUGGCUCGUCGCCGCUGCCAACAUGUUCGUCGUCAUCCACGUCAUUGGGAGCUACCAGAUUUACGCGAUGCCGGUGUUCGACAUGAUAGAAACCGUGCUGGUGAAGAAGCUCAAGUUCAGACCCAGUUUCCUCCUUCGGUUCAUCUCCCGCAAUAUAUACGUUGGAUUAACCAUGUUUAUCGCCAUUACCUUCCCCUUCUUCGGUGGCCUGCUGGGAUUUUUUGGUGGAUUUGCGUUCGCCCCAACCACAUACUUCCUACCUUGCAUCAUGUGGCUCGCCAUCUACAAACCCAAGAAGUUGAGCUUAUCUUGGUGUGCUAACUGGGUUUGCAUCAUACUGGGCCUUUUCUUGAUGAUUUUAUCACCCAUUGGAGGGCUAAGGAAUAUCAUACUCCAAGCCAAGAACUACAAUUUCUAUUCUUGAUUCGCCUCGCCUUAGCAGAAGCAGAUUGGAACAUGCGAGUGAGGACAAUGAUCACAAAACAUUUGCCAGGGCCCAGUGGCUGAGUUCAUUAGUUACCCAAAGCAUCCAAAAUAAGUAUUUCUGUGGCAUUUGCAUGCCCUUUCUGCCCCCUCUUCGUUGUAUUGAUUGUGUGCUAGUAUUUACCCUGGUGUUUGUUUUAUGAUAAUGUGAAAACGGAUAUAAGAGGGAAAACAAUAAGCUCGCCACUGCAAUGGUUAAGGAGGUUAAUUUGCAACAAUUCUUUAUCCUCCAUAUAUGGCAUGAAUGCUGAACCUGCCAAGCUUUAUGUUUUCGUUCUUAUGCUUGUACUGGACAUUUUAUCAACAAUCCGUUGCACUUGCAUCUGUGCAAGAGUCUUGGCGACC
This is a messenger RNA of Diospyros lotus (date-plum), 2001 nucleotides long. Its product is annotated as lysine histidine transporter 1-like. The record is from RefSeq and is a predicted model, not a curated record. NCBI's taxonomy places the organism in Eukaryota, Viridiplantae, Streptophyta, Magnoliopsida, Ericales, Ebenaceae. The coding region runs from base 245 to 1597 and encodes 450 amino acids. The transcript has 8 exons. Gene Ontology annotation, cellular component: plasma membrane.